Molecule: messenger RNA, 1374 nt
Organism: Penicillium cataractarum
Lineage: Eukaryota; Fungi; Ascomycota; Eurotiomycetes; Eurotiales; Aspergillaceae
Exons: 4
Coding region: 1-1374 (457 amino acids)
Source: RefSeq, a predicted model, not a curated record
AUGUGCAACGCGGAGUUAAGUGGUGACAACAAAAAAGCCAUUCUUCAUUCACCUUCAAUAUCGUCAUUUUCGAGCUCCAGUUUCACAAAUACUUCUUAUACGUUAUACCCCUUGAGCGAACCCAAAGUUGAUCAAGCCUUAGAAUACGAGGAACUAGGGUUUAAAUGCUGGAGGAAAGAUGAGAUCGAGGUUUUACAACUUCAAGGGGAUGAGAUAUCCAUCAGCCGGCUUUGCAGAUUUGGUUUGUACAACGAUGAUUUUGCCGACAUGAUGGGGUUACCAAAGGUCUCUCCUCAGACUCAAGAUAGUCUCACCUUCUCAAUGGAUUGGGAUUUGGAUCUUCCCCAAUGGCUCAGAGAUGGGCCCAAGGCAGUCGCAUCUACGCUUUCAGAAAAGAGCCAUAGCAAAUUCAAACGCAUUGGUUUUGAAGAGAUUGUACGAUUUGCCUAUGGGCUCUACUCUGGCGCAGUUGCGCACUUUCUUUGGCAAUAUGAACUCCUCUGUGUGAUACUGUACUGGAAGUUUGGCAGAAACGACGGACACAGGAGGUUUCUACUCCAGCUGAGGGAAUGCCUAGAGGAAACCAAGGCCGAUCCCUUCUUGUACGCAGCAACAGCAACCGCUUGGGAAAUCGAUAGCACUGCGCAGACCAAGACCGUGUGCAUUAGGCUGGAAACAGCCUUGAACUUAAUCGCCAGCCCAUUGCGACAAACCCUUAAAAAGCCUGAUUCGGCCCAAGUUAUUCUCCGAGAAUUGGAAGACUCAAUGCUUCGGUUUUACGGCCACUUCUAUGCAGCAAAGGUUGACUGGGAUGUGCCCUUCGAUGAUCGCACCAAAGCCCUGGGGCGUUUGAAACACAUCGGAGUGUUCGCACUGGGGCAAGUUCUGUCAGGAGAGGACUAUGCUUUCUAUAAGCAGCUCGGUACCCAAUCCGCAAAAUUAGAUCACCAGGAGUUGUGUAGUAUUAAUAACCGCUGGAACCGACUCUGUCACUCGGUUAAGGAAUAUAUCGAUACUGGUAUCGUCAGUGACCUGGAGAUGAACUCACUUGCCCAGGAGUUCCACCAUCAUCGCAACUUCUUUUCUUUUACUGCUGUUAUCAUAGGGAUGAAAGCGAGCCAGUCCCGGGCCGAUGCCGAGCAGCAGCAUUCCUACCUUCUUGAUCCUUCAAGGGAUUAUGAUCUUGUUGCAAGCCUCAGGUAUAUGUCUGAACUUUGUCCGGUAAAUGGUUUUGCAUCAUUGGAUGAAACGAAGGGACCUCAUCCUUCAAGCACUGGUAACGCAUUCGAGGAUACGGGGAUUAUGAGCUCCAUGAGAGAUCUGGUCCGUCAGAUAUUUCUUGGAGAUUCUGUAUUCGGCUGCUUUGGGCGUUAA